Molecule: messenger RNA, 3492 nt
Organism: Aspergillus bombycis
Lineage: Eukaryota; Fungi; Ascomycota; Eurotiomycetes; Eurotiales; Aspergillaceae
Product: AMP-binding enzyme family protein
Exons: 2
Coding region: 1-3492 (1163 amino acids)
Biological process (GO): fatty acid metabolic process
Molecular function (GO): medium-chain fatty acid-CoA ligase activity
Source: RefSeq, a predicted model, not a curated record
AUGGCUAACAACCCCUCUUCGUUGGCCGAAGCCUGCCAUGAAAACCAGAAGGCACCAACCACCCAUUUAAUUACACUUCUCGAUCAAGUCGCCGACCAAUUCCCAGAUCAUGAUGCCAUUAUAUCCUUCCAUCAGACCAGCCUGCACUGGACCUUUGCUCAACUGCAGGAGAAGAGCAUCCAACUCGCCGCCCAUUUAUCGUCUAGAGGUGUUGGUCUUGGAAGUCGGAUCGUGACCCUUAUGUAUAACCAAGCCCAGUGGGCACUACUUUUCUGGGCAUCUGCCCGCCUGGGCUGUCAAUUUGUGCCACUGGAUCCCCGGGUGCUCGAUCGCGACGCACGGGAUAUUUUGUUUCUCCUCGAUCAGCUGGAACCAGGAGCAAUAUUUGUAUCAAACGAGGCUAUGGCGAAUCGGAUUAACCAUAUCACCAUCGAUCAUAACCAUCGCCCUUUUGUUCAAUGCGUUGUGAGCGACAAUGAAGAGACUACUGUUUCGGCCGGGUGGACGACGAUGUCCAACAUCAUGUCGGAGCCAUUAAAAGACAAGCCUUCUUUGCAUCAGCCCGGAACCCCAGAUGAUACAAUACUUAUACUGUUCACGAGUGGCACUACUGCACUUCCCAAAGGCUGUCCACACACGACCAUCUCCAUCGGUGCUCAAGGGCUAGGGUUCAUGUACGGGUUAGAACUAGGACCUGGCGCUAAUCUUUGCCAGCAUUUACCCAAUUUUCAUAUAUUCAAUAUUGCGCUUACUCUUGCGUUCUGGCUGGCUGGUGCGACUGUCAUCUUCCCAAGCUUUUCUUUCGACCCACAAAGCACCUUGCAGCUCAUCAGAUCCUAUCAACGGGUCACAGCUCCCUGUGUCCCAGCCAUGAUACAUGCUUUACUGAACUGUGCGUCGCCUCAGCACAGCUCCUGCCCUUCGUUUGAAGUUCUUCUUGGUGGUGCUCCAGUGACAUUGGACGUAGUGAAGCGCUGUAGGAAUUUGGGGGCGACAAGGAUUAUGAUAGGAUAUGGUAUGACUGAGGGUAUACCUUUUGUCAACACCUCUUUGGAAGAAAGGUCCAUGGAGCUAACGACAAGAGAUGUAUCUGUUGGGAAGGUAUUCUACGGUGGGCGAGUCCGGAUCUGUGCUGAGGGAAGCCGCAUCCCCAUUCACAAAGAGGAGAUCGGUGAGGUGCACCUCGGUGGUCUUCCAGUGUUCGGAGGCUAUCUUGGGGGGAGCAAUGACUCAUGUUAUCGUGAGGAUGGGGUGAACUGGAUAGCCACAGGAGAUCAGGGGUACAUGAACAGUGAGGGCUAUGUUUAUAUACUCGGCAGAUAUAAAGAUCUUAUUAUCUGCGGUGGCGAGAACAUAUCCCCAUUGAAAAUAGAACAGUGUUUGGGCGAGGUAGAUGGGAUAAGGGAUGUGUAUGUUGUCGGAAUUCCAGAUGCUGUUGCUGGUGAGGUGCCUGUUGCUGUGAUACGAAAAGAUCAGUCAGGCCAAAUGCCAAUGAAAAAGGCUCUUCAAACAAUGGUUUCGAAUGAACUUGGUCAAUCGUUUGCUCCAGCACGCAUUCUUGAUCUCCAAGAUGACCUUGGAAAUGAUCACUACCCAACUACAACAUCUGGCAAAAUCCAGAAAACAGUGCUUCGAGCAUGGGUAACCGAGCAUCUCAAUCAGAUCGCCGUCGACAAUCAAAUCUCUUCCGACGACCUUACAACAGAAUUAAAGACAUUGUGGUCUGGCUUAACCGGUCUGGCACCUAGAGAUAUCGAUCGAAACAUUUCUAUACGAACCUUCGCCGACAGUAUGAUGCAAAUCCAGUUUUGCCACCUGAUAAGCCAAAAGCUGCAACUGGUGAUCACGCCGAUUGAUUUGAUAAAGUUCAACACGAUUAGAAAACAGGCGAAGCUGCUCAGCGAAAGAAAGCAUCUCAAGGACUCUCAUUGUCGUGAUACAGACCAUGCUCCUCCAGCGCAGCUCGACAUGGAGCGGGUAAAAAAGGUGACCUUUUCCAAGUUGAACAACCUCGGAUUUAGAUGGGAUGACGUGGAAGAGGUCGUUCCGAUUGCAGACUGUGUGAAACGAACACACUACGGACACAGGCCAAACUCGUGGAACACCCGGAUGUCGUGGAUUGCGAGCUCAUCAAUCAGCAUCGCAGAUGUCAAGGCAGCCUUGCACACUUGGCUUCAACGUCAUCCACUUCUACGGUCCACACCUCUUUCAUACGAUGAGGAACUAGAUCUAUAUUUGAUCAUGAAUCCCAGUGAGGAUUGGAUGAAACUACAGGUUGUGGAUGGCGGUAUGGUUAAAGACAUAAACAGCGUCGAAACAUAUAGGUUGAAUGAUGCCGACUAUGACUAUAUAGAUGGGAAGGGGCCAUUGUUCAGGGCUACUAUUCUAAGUGUGGAGAGUUCAUCAGUCGUCGGAUUGGUCAUGCACCUGCACCAUCUUGUGUUCGAUGCCCACAUCCUGUUUCGAUGGUUUGAAGACCUCAAGAAUCUUCUGAAUCGCAAGGAUCAGCUUCUCUAUUUUCAUCCAUACCGUGACUAUAUCGCAGAUUACCAAGGGAAUCGAACUGGGUCAGCAGCCCGGAGAGCGGUUGACUUUCAUGUUAACAAAAUUCGAGGAGUAUCGUCUGCUACUGAUGCGUUAUGGCCACGGCAGAUUGCACCACACUGGCUCAAAGGUGAUAACCAGGGUUGGGUCCACAGUGACAACACACCAGGCCAUCCCAGCGAGCGACCCCUUCUGGAUGGAGAUAAAAGCAUUGGAACCAAGGGUAUCACUCGCGCUGUGCAUGUGCCCAAUAUCUCGGAAUUACGACACAAGUUCGCGAUAACACCGCCGAUAAUUGCGAGAUGCGCCUGCGCAUUGAUCAAUGUGCGCAUGACUGGAGCCAAAGAGGCAAUUUUUGGCCUCGUUGAAUCGGGCAGAAUCUGGCCAUCUGCAGAUGACAGUCACCCCGAGAAUAAAGGUAUCGAUAUUUUAGAAGUCGACGGGCCUACAAUCAUCCAAUGUCUCAGUCGUACAAAGAUUACACCAGACGAAAGGACAAUCCAGCUUCUAUCCAGGAUGAGCAAGGACCAAGACGAUAUUGUUUCUAAUACAUAUGCUCCUAUGGACGAAAUAUGCCGGAAGCUGGAUGAUUCAGACUGCAAAUCCUUCCUCGACGUCCUCUUCCGCCAAAGCCUCAACUGGAGGAUUGGGGGAUAUAAAGAACAUGCGUCCGAUCCAAUCAAGUUAAUCGAAAACAUUUCUCGAUCCGACUUUGGUCUUUUCUGGCUACCAGGUAUGAUGGAGGCUGAUCUGUUGCGGCUGACUGUGAAAUACGACGAUGCUCAACUUAGGGCAACCGAUGUAUACAAUAUUAUGACGGAGUUCCUGUGCGCUGUGGCCUGGCUUAGUGAUCCUGGUAAUAUGGAUAAGCCUGUGUCGCAGUGCGAGUUCCAAGGUCGUGAUAUCGUGGACCUUGAUCGCGAAGGUCCGGCUCGCUAUCGGAAGUGA